This is a messenger RNA of Orbilia oligospora ATCC 24927, 1107 nucleotides long. RefSeq lists its product as uncharacterized. The transcript is spliced from 3 exons. The record is from RefSeq and is a predicted model, not a curated record. Bases 1 to 1107 code for a protein of 368 amino acids. NCBI's taxonomy places the organism in Eukaryota, Fungi, Ascomycota, Orbiliomycetes, Orbiliales, Orbiliaceae.
AUGCUGUCCAACCGCGACCGCGACCCCUUCAUGCCAUCGGUAACACAGUAUUACCACCAGCAGCACCACCAAAAUCAUUCGCUGGCCCUGGACGCCGUCCUCAGCUCUUCUAAUCCUUCCGGCGCUUCGUCUCCCGCUCGGACGCCCAGUCGCCCACGAUCGCUUGCUUCUCCAGAUUCGAUACCGUCCACACCGGUCUUGAAGGCAUGGAAUCCAACCUCUGCAGCAGCUUCAACUUCGACGACACCACAGGAGGAGAAGGGCUAUGUUGGACGCACAAUCUUCAUCAACGGCUAUCCGGGCACCGGCAAACUGACGGUAGCUAAGGAGUUACAGAAGAUAAUCCCGAACUCCAGGGUAUUCGAUCACCAUCUUCUUAUCGAUGCGGCACGUGCUACUUUCAAUCAAUCGGAUCCAGAGUACCAAAUCCUCCGGAAGGCUUUUAGAACAACCCUCUUGGACUCCAUCAACACCGCCUCAACAGACCUCUCCCCCACCACAUGGAUAUUUACCGAAUGCCAAUCAAACUCCCACAUCGGGACGUCCAUCUCCCAUGAAUACCUUGCCGCCGCGAAACGUCGUUCGUCACCUUUCGUAUCGAUAAUACUCACCUGUUCUCUCGAAGAGAAUCUCAAACGUCUAUCACAUCCUAGCCGGAAAACCACUCCUCGACGGAAAUUGACGAAUAGAGAAGUCUUAAAAGCGAUUCGAGAUGAGGAAGUCAUUCAUCGGUUUGGAGAUUGGAUCGGUGUCAGGGAACUGCUGGUGGACAAUUCGAAAUUAGAACCUGAAGAGGCUGCCGUGGUUAUAAAAACUUUCUUGGAGAAGAUUGCAGUUGAACAGGCUAUGAUGGGGUGUAUUCCCGAAUCGAGUAGUUUGGUAAACAAUGGUGGUGGUGGUGGUAGCAGUAGCAGUAGCGGGAGUGUAGGAAAGAGAAGUGGGAAGAGGAGUAGAAUGGGGAGUAUGAAUAAUAGUAGAGAGGAUGUGCAUAUGGCCGGUAUGACGACGCCGACGAGCACCGUUCCUUCGACUCCUGUACCGCCGAGUAGUUCACAUGGAAGGACUAGUAUUGCAGCGUUGAUGAGUCCGGCUUCACCAAUUGGGUAA